GUUCGGCAGAUGUCGGGCGGGAGAGUCGUGAAGCCAACGGCGAGGGCCGCGCGCCCAUCGCUCUUCGUAUCUUAUCAGCCCUUAUCAGUACAUCGCGAAACCGAUCGCGUUACGCCAGUUGAGUCAACGUGCAAAUAGUGAUUGGGGUUCGAUUAGACGAUCAUGUUUUUUAGAUUUUCCGUGAUCCGUGAAUUGUGCAUAAUUUCCAUUGUUGGAUAUGUAAGCGGUCAAGUUCAACAGCAAAUUUUGAACAAACUGGCAUGCAUCGAGCACGAGGAAUGCGGACCGUGCCUAUCGGCAGCUGCACACUGCCGCUGGUGCGCCGACCCCUACUACAGCUCCAGUGUGCCGCGGUGCAACGAUGAUGAGACGUUGGUCGCAGAUGGUUGCGCUCAGAAUAUGAUUCAGCGUCCAUACAUGUCGAUAUGGGAUGUCGUUCAGAAUCACACACUACAAGACAUAUCGCCGGACAGCCCCGAAGCAGUUGUGCAAAUACAGCCGCAAAAAAUUAGUUUCUCGUUAAAACCACGUGAAACGAAAAUAAUCAAGUUUUCUUAUAGACCAGCAAAGAAUUACCCGUUAGACUUGUAUUACUUGAUGGAUCUCACUUGGUCUAUGAAGGACGACAAAGAGACUCUAGUGUCUCUGAGGGACGAUCUCCCAAUUUUGCUGAAGAACCUUACAGAUAAUUUUAGAUUAGGUUUUGGCAGUUUCGCGGAAAAGCCGAUUAUGCCAUUCAUUAGCGUGGAUCCACGUCGAUUGGAAAACCCUUGCGCCGUGGAAGAAGAGGCUUGCGAAGCCACUUACAGUUAUAAGCACCAUUUAUCUCUGACUAAUCAGGUAAAUGAGUUUAUAGAGAAAGUAAACAGAAGCUCAGUGACAGCCAACCUGGACAACGCGGAGGCGCAGUUAGAUGCAUUAGUGCAAGCUAUCACCUGCGACGAGCAAGUUGGCUGGUCGCCGCAUAGCAGGAAAAUUGUCAUACUGUUGUCGGAUGGGUUGAUGCAUACUGCGGGAGACGGGAAGUUAGGUGGUGCUUCAAUGAAAAACGACGAAGAAUGCCAUCUAGAUAAAAACGGUUACUAUUCCGUUGCCGGUAUAUACGAUUAUCCGUCCAUAGCGCAAGUGUACCGACUGUUAGAUAAGUACAAGGUAAACGUAAUUUUCGCGGUCACAGAAGACGUGAAAAGCCAUUACGACAGCUUGCACGAACUGCUAAGAGACUAUACCUACGUCGCGAAACUUGAGAGAGACAGUUCGAAUAUACUGAAGCUAGUCAAGUUGGGAUAUGAAGACAUCGUGAGCGUUGUCAACUUUGAAGACGACUCAGUCGCGGGCCCUGUAAAGGUUAAAUACUUAACCGAUUGCGGAGUGAAAGGAGGUUCCAUUGAUGAAGCAACACGUUGCACCGGCGUCAAGUAUGGCAUGACUCUUAAUUACGAGGCCCAUGUCAGUUUGGAAUCUUGUCCGGAAUACAAAAAGUCAAAACAAACGAUCACAAUAUCAGAGAGUCAGUUGGGUCAGGACUCCCUGACCUUGGAGGUGGAGAUCCAGUGCGGAUGCGACUGUGAGGGCGACUCGCAGCAGGGCAUCCUGCUCAGGUGCUCUCCCAACUCACACUUAGUUUGCGGCGUGUGCCGGUGUAAUAAAGGAUGGUCAGGUCCGAAAUGUGAUUGCUCUAUCGAAGACGAAGCCGCCUCGGCUGCUUUAUCAUCUCAAUGUCGUGAGCCCAAUGUGACUCGCGCCAUUCUGUGCUCAGGCUUUGGGGAGUGUGUGUGUGGCCAGUGCGAGUGCGACGCUGGCUCUAACGGUCGCUACUGCCAGUGUAAGGCUUGUCCGAAAAGUAGAGUGAACAACGUAGAGUGCGGUGGCAUAGAGCGAGGCGUGUGCGUUUGCGGCGAGUGCGCGUGCGUCAACGGCUGGAGCGGAGACUCCUGCGAUUGUACGGAGAGUACCGACACGUGCGUCGCGCCUGGCUCUGACGAUGUGUGCUCUGGACAUGGCGAAUGUGUUUGUGGCCAGUGUAAAUGUUUCAAAGCAGACCAAGGCACAGCCUACUCGGGCGCGUUCUGCGAAACCUGUGCAAACUGUGUGAAUCCUUUGUGCGCUAACGCAGAGCCGUGCAUCCUGUGCCAUUUGAACAGCAGUUGCACAGAUAUUUGUACCAUUGGAAACGUUAACUAUACGGUUAGCGAAAGGAUGAAUGAAGCCCCAAAUAUAAACGACACAACGUGUAUAUUGCGCCAAGAAGAAAACAGCUUGAAUUGUGAAUAUAGAUACACCUACAGAGCCGCCGGCAAAUCCAUGAUAGCUAUGGAGAUGGUAAUCAUAGCCAAAGAGUGCACACAGCCAACCAGCGCGAUGAUUAUGACAAACGCCUUGAUAAUUAUGAUGUGCGUCAUAGCCAUCGGCGUCAUAAUUAUUUUAGGGGUCAAGUCAGCCCAAGUCGUGUCAGACAGACGGGCGUACGCCAAGUUUAUGCAAGAAGCCCAAGAGAGCAGGAAGAACAUGCAAGAAUUGAACCCUCUGUACAAGUCGCCAAUUUCAGAGUUCAGAUUACCAGAGUCGUAUCCGAGAGAUCGACACGACUUAUAGUUUGUUUAUUUUCUUCAAAGACAUCAGUCGAUGGAUGCUCAGGACAUAGGAGUAGGCCUCUUGAAAUUAUUUCGAAAUACCGGAUUUUCAUACGAAUUAUAAAAUAUCAAACGGUGCCUUUAAUAUUUGUCAGUAUUUUAGUACAAAAAUUGUGUUUUUAUCAUGACGUAAUCUUGCUAUUAUUUGAGUCAUAAUCAUCAUAAAAUCAUCACAUAUGUUGUAGCUAGUGGUAAUAAUAGAAACGUGCUAUCAACUUCCAAUUUAGCAAUAGCGAUAUGUAGUGGCUUUGCUAUAGAUAAGCUUAUGAUUGAACUUAAGAAGUUAUAGUAACCUAUUGAUUAAUAUUUUUUUAACAUAAUUAAUUGAAUUGUUUGCAAGCAAGAUAUAUUGUGAUAUGCAACAUAAUAGCCCAGUGAAUAUGAUCUCUGCGUAGGGCGUAAGAUCGAAGUUAUGUACUUGUAGGUACAUGAGUUUUCUGUGGUUAUGUGCAUUUUAAGAAAUUAAAUAUCACGUGUCACAAACGGUGAAGGAAACACAUCGUGAGAAAACCUGCUUACGUCUGAGAAUUUAUUUAAUUAUCUACGUGUAUGAAUUCUGCAAAUCCGCAUUUGGCCAGCAUGGUGGACUAAGGCCUAACCCCUCUCAUUCUGAAAGGAGCCUCGUGCUCCACAGUGAGCCGAAUAUAGGUUGUUAAUGAUGAGAUAUAUUGUCUUGAAUAUUCAGAUAAUAAAGACCAUUUCUUUAGUACUUAUUGACUUUAUUGUGCGUAAUUUGUAAAAUGGAGUUAAUCAUCCUUGGUUUAUCACCAUCCACAACUCAUAGGUAGGUCAGGUUUUUCCUAUAAAACUACUCUAGAUCGUGUGAAAAUCAGAAAUAGGUAUGUAAUAGUUUGUUCAUGGGCAUUAUUAAUUAAUAUAUCUCUUCGUUACAUUAUGUUUUUAUUUUUGUUUGUGUAAAUCUACUAAAUGUUUAGAGAGAUUCUGCGUUUGUACUUAUUUUAUUUGUUAAAACGAACAAUUUUUUUAUUUUAUUAGAUGUUGCCAAGUUCGUUUCUAUAUUUAAGGUUAGUUAGUACAGUUAGUUACCUUUAUCUUAGCUAUAUUUAUUUAUGCUUCUUAAUUUAUGACUGCAGAUAUAAUUUAUACAAACAAAUACUUAUAUAGUAGAAGAUCAGAAUUAUUCGAAACGACCUUCACCCAUCUUUUCAAUAGAUGAAAAAUGUUUAUAUCAAAUUUAUUAUGUUGAAAAAUACAUUGCGAGUAUGUUGUCUAUAAAUCUCAUGGCUAAAUGAUUAUUAGCCAGUAUUAACUAUCAUUAAUGAUAGUUUGACCAUGUGAUUAUUUUCUAUCAUUUAUUACUUAACCCAAAUAAAUAAAAUAUGAGUUUAUAUAUUUCGUACGAGUAUGCCGGAUUUCGUACUAAAAAUUGAUAGUUUUCCAUUGCCAGCUGCUUAGUCCAUCAAUAAUUACUAUAAAAAUUAUCUAAAUCGGUAGGUCUAUUUUAUUUAUUUGUUAACUAUUAAAAUCGACCGUUAGUAAGUAAGUUCUGAGUAUUUAUAAAUGCAUUUGUUUGUUACCUAAAUCUUUUAAAUGUUCUAAUAAUUAAUUAAGUUUUAAUAAUUUUAUUGCUUUACAAU
Molecule: messenger RNA, 4231 nt
Organism: Bicyclus anynana (squinting bush brown)
Lineage: Eukaryota; Metazoa; Arthropoda; Insecta; Lepidoptera; Nymphalidae
Gene: Itgbn
Product: integrin beta-nu
Exons: 13
Coding region: 163-2595 (810 amino acids)
Biological process (GO): cell migration; integrin-mediated signaling pathway; cell-matrix adhesion
Cellular component (GO): focal adhesion; cell surface; integrin complex
Molecular function (GO): integrin binding
Source: RefSeq, a predicted model, not a curated record